Molecule: messenger RNA, 549 nt
Organism: Zingiber officinale
Lineage: Eukaryota; Viridiplantae; Streptophyta; Magnoliopsida; Zingiberales; Zingiberaceae
Exons: 2
Coding region: 1-549 (182 amino acids)
Source: RefSeq, a predicted model, not a curated record
AUGUCCUCCUCCCUCCUCCUCCUCCUUUCUCUCUUCUUCCCUUCCUCCCUCUCCGCGGCGGUGACUGGCCAAUCGUCGGCCUCGCCGUCCAACAGCUCCACUGUCUACGACAUCCUCCAGGAGUACAACCUCCCUCCCGACAUCCUCCCCGACACCGUCAAGUCUUUCUCCGUCGCUUCCAACGGCUACAUCGUCAUCGAUCUCUACGGAGAGUGCUACAUCGACUUCGAGUACGUCGUCUACUACGCCCCACGCGUGUCUAGCUUCCUCGGCUACGGCUCCGUCUCCAACCUCGAGGGUGUCCAGAUCCGGAGCUAUCUCAUCUGGUACGACGUCAGCUACAUCAAGGUCGACCUCCCCUACUCCGAUUUCAUCUACAUCCAGUUCGGCUGGGUCACUCGCAAGCUCGGCAUUGACCAGUUCCAGCACAUACACUCUUGCAGAGGGAUUCUCUCUCUGUUUCAUCGCGCCAAGAAGGUUGCCCGUUCAGCGUUCGAGCUGCUGAAACCCUCCCUCGACUUUGCUGGUGCCAGCCUCAACAACAUCUAG